GCCUGACAGAACAGCCUCUGGCAGGUCCGGAUACCUACCCCGCUUUUCUUGCGUUAUAUUGCUUGAAUCAUGAAUGCUUAGCCGCAUUCAAUCAGGCAACCAUAGGGUACAAUUACCUGUCCUCUAUACCUAGUCGAAGUUCAUUCGCCGUUCAAGGGAUCACACUAUCCUCAAUUUGCCUCCUUAAUGUUCUCGCCUCAUGGCUCGUACUAAGCAAACAGCGAAACGCGUUGGGAAACGUUUAAUAACCUGGACGCGGUUUCACCUACCGCGGGAGCAGGAGUGGCCGAUGUGGUCCGUAGACCACGCUGAUAUUCAUGUUGGCCCACUUGCGCGCGUGGAAGGUUGCUGUAAGGCAUCACUGGGAAGAAUGGUCGAGAACUCUGAGCAGGCUGCCUAUAUCAUUGAAUGGUCUACGCUAGAUGACUUGAAGAACUUCCAGUCCUCUCCUGCCUGUGCAGAGUUUCUGCGAAACCUCCCCGAAUACGACAACUCACAAGUCUCUAUUGAGUCCGGCUCAGCACUGAGGCACCUGACUUUUGACGAUGCCUCCUCGUCGUUACCGCCGGCGCCGUCGCGCUUCCUUACUUUUAAACACGUUACUGAGGCUGUGACAUCGCAGGUGGAGGGCCGCGUAACCAUUACUGCCUUCUUAAUACCACGUAAAGUCGACAACAUAAUGACGAUAUGGAAUGACAACUUUAAAAGCGUAUUUAGUUACUUCAUCCCUCGCGGCUCCCAGUUUGUAACUGGCCGUAAAGGUUUCUGGUUUAAAUCUUUAGCCAUAUGGUUCUGGGUACUUACGGAAGACUACUGGGUGGAAAAGAACUUUGGGAAGCUGGAGCAGACGCAGGAAGAUAACGAGGGUCGGACAAUCUUCUGCCACUUUCACCUAUGGCCACGUAAAUUUGGUGCCACUCCGGAGCACGAAGAGGCAUCGGCAGCAGACCCACAGGCAAGGGAGUCGUGGAAUCAGGCCAUAGCGCAGGUGAUGCCUCCGGCUACGGCCUGGGAACAGGAGCGUUGGGACAUUCGGGAAGUGCCGCGUUUUUACCCCCGGGAGCCCGAGUGGGAUCCGGAGUUGCCUGUGGAGUAUCAAAAAGAGCAAAAAAGACUCAUGGAGGAAUAUCUCCAAUUCCAUGGCUUCAAAGUCGGUGAAAGGUCGUGAUGAAGCUAUGGCUCAACCAUAAGAGUCGGCGGUAGUUUGAGAAAUUUAUGUUUUGGGUGUGUCGGGCUUGAACACAUCAAUAAUAGCUCUUCUUCUUUUGGAGUCCAUAUAGUCUUUUGAGUAUUUACUUUGUUUCUACAACUGAAGAAGUAUGGAAGCCAAUGCUUGAAUACGUCACACUCUCGCUAUGGUGACGCUCUAUUGCGAAACGGUGGCAUUACCGUCGUUGGUGAGGCUAGAAAGUACUGGUGAUAGUGGCAGAAAUUAAUUAAUUAGGAAGGUGCCAUCGAUGCAAAAGAAGAAGAAAAAAAGCGUUUUUUAUUUGUUGUAUUGGAG
This is a messenger RNA of Truncatella angustata, 1504 nucleotides long. RefSeq lists its product as uncharacterized. The transcript has 2 exons. Lineage: Eukaryota; Fungi; Ascomycota; Sordariomycetes; Amphisphaeriales; Sporocadaceae. The record is from RefSeq and is a predicted model, not a curated record. Bases 200 to 1168 code for a protein of 322 amino acids.